Messenger RNA from Cyclopterus lumpus (lumpfish), 2721 nucleotides. It is a transcript of the gene slc25a25a, whose product is annotated as solute carrier family 25 member 25a. The transcript has 10 exons. Gene Ontology annotation, biological process: transmembrane transport. The record is from RefSeq and is a predicted model, not a curated record. The coding region runs from base 141 to 1553 and encodes 470 amino acids. NCBI's taxonomy places the organism in Eukaryota, Metazoa, Chordata, Actinopteri, Perciformes, Cyclopteridae. Gene Ontology annotation, molecular function: calcium ion binding; ATP transmembrane transporter activity.
CACGGCAUUCUUUAGAAGCCGGCGUUUCCCCCCCAUACCGGCGUUUCAGUAUUACCCCCGUGGAGAAAAACCACCGCGGUCUGCUAUUUAUUAUUUAUUUAUUGUAAGGUUUAUUUUAAUUUCUCCCCCCGCAGCCAAACAUGCUCGGCCUGUGCCUUUACGUGCCGGUGUCCCACCCGGACCCGGUGGAAGUGGAAUGUUUCGAGUCCAACGGGCUUCCGUCGGAGCUAAAGUCUCUCUUCAACAAGCUCAGCGUGUUCCUGCCUUCUCAGGAGUUUUCAUCCUACCAAAGAUGGCGGAAGAAAACCUUGAAAAGGGAAGAAAAUAACUCUGAUGGACAGCUGGACUUUGAAGAGUUUGUUCACUAUCUGCAGGACUACGAGAAGGACCUGAAGCUGGUGGUGAAAAGCCUCAACAGGAGGAACACAGGCCACGUUGACCCUAAAGAGUUCAUGCAGUCUCUUCAGGACCUCGGCGUGCACAUUUCCUCGCAGCAUGCGGAGAAAGCCCUCAAGAGCAUGGACAAGAACGGCAUGAUAACCGUCGGCAGCAGCGACUGGAGCAACUUCCCCAUGGAGGAGAAGACCGAGAACGUUCCCGAGAUCAUCCUCUACUGGAAGCACUCCACGAUAUUCGAUGUGGGCGAGAACCUGAUGGUGCCCGACGAGUUCACGGUGGAGGAGAAGCAGACCGGGAUGCUGUGGAGGCACCUGGUCGCGGGCGGCGGAGCCGGCGUGGUGUCGAGGACCUGCACCGCCCCGCUGGACCGCCUCAAAGUCAUGAUGCAGGUGUACGGCUCUCGAACCAACAACAUGUGCAUCGUGGGCGGGAUGAUGCAGAUGAUCAAAGAGGGCGGCACGAGGUCGUUGUGGCGAGGCAACGGCGUGAACGUCAUCAAGAUCGCCCCCGAGUCGGCCCUCAAGUUCAUGGCGUACGAGCAGAUUAAACAGUUGAUCGGCAGUAAAAAGGGAACUCUGACCAUCGGGGAGCGGUUUGUUGCCGGGUCUCUGGCCGGAGUGAUCGCCCAGAGCACCAUCUACCCCAUGGAGGUCCUGAAGACCCGCCUCGCUCUGAGGACGACCGGUCAGUUCUCUGGUAUCUCCGACUGUGCCAAGCAGAUCUUCAGGAGGGAAGGACUGGGAGCGUUUUACAGAGGCUACGUCCCCAACAUGCUGGGCAUCAUCCCCUACGCGGGCAUCGACCUGGCGGUGUACGAGACGCUGAAGAACCACUACCUCGACCAUUACAGCGCCAACAGUGCCAACCCGGGCGUGGUGGUCCUGCUGGCCUGCGGCACCGUGUCCAGCACCUGCGGUCAGCUCGCCAGCUACCCUCUGGCUCUGGUCCGCACCCGCAUGCAGGCGCAAGCUGCGAUAGAGGGCGCCCAGAAGGUGACGAUGUCCGGCCUCUUCGGGCAGAUCUUGCGGACCGAGGGCCCGACGGGGCUCUACAGGGGCCUCGCGCCCAACUUCCUCAAAGUCAUCCCGGCCGUCAGCAUCAGCUACGUGGUGUACGAGCGCCUGAAGACGCAGCUGGGGGUGAAAUCGCGCUGAAACUCGACCCCUCUCUUAAUGGUCGCGGCCACUUUUUGAAGCUUCAAUGUGACGAGUAACCCCCCCCUCCCCCCCUCCCCGUCUGCUCUACCGGGGCUCAAGCUAGGGAAUCCCAUGGGCCUUAGAGGGCCCCUCUGGGUGUUCGUGGGGGUCUAUAUCAUUCUGUGAAUGUCAGCUGACGAAACACGAGGCCGUGAUCUCUGUGAGCUCACGGCGGGCGUGUGACUGCUGCUAUGUGUGUUUAUUUUAAAGAAGUGUUGAGAGGUGACGAAAUCAACAAUGAGGGAUGCGAGUGAAUCGAGGACCAAGCGUGUUUCUUUUCGUCUUCCUGUCAUUUUGAGCAAAACUUCUGUUUUUUUUGUUUGUUUUUUCCAGAUGAUGAAUCUCCAGCAAAUCGUGUUGCGCAACUCCACAACGGCAAAAAAAAAUUAAGACUUAACUUGUGCAAAGUACCAUUUACAGCAUUAAUGCGUUCUUUUGGGACAUUUCAUGAAACAGUUCUGCCUCUUUAAGAAGAAAUGAUUGUGUUCCUAAUACGUUUUUUUUGCACACGUGAGUUUGAUUCCCGUCACCGACCCGGUGGGUGGACGGUGACGGGGCUGCAGAGUAUUUAUUUCCAUCCGUCCGGUAUUUAUUGUGUUUCUUUUUUUUAUUGUCAAACGUGGAGGAGGUGUGUUUCCCGUCUGAAAAGCCAAAUCUGAGAUUUGAUAAAGAAAUGCAGUCUUUGUUUUGGGGAAGAGACGCCGUGAGUGGCCGUGAAACACUAAAGGAAGUCGAAAUGUUAAAAAACAAGUCGUAUUAUGUCACUGAGUCGGUUCGAGAGACGGAAAAAUAACGUUUGUUACAUCUUCAGAUUAUGUCUCGUUGUUCUGUUUAGAUGUUGUUGUUUUGCCCUUUUCUUUCUUUCUUUUUUUUUUUUUAAAGGUAUAAAUGUCUUAAUGUUGACCUCAGGUUUAAGGGCAAAUGUUUGUUCAAUUUACAGAAGAGCACACUUUUUUUUCUCCUUUCACGACCUUUAUACUUUUGAAAAAGACGGCGACUUAUUGCACUUUAAUCAACGCUGGAAGGGCUUCAAUCCAGGUGUGGAGCUUUGAUUCUUUUGUAAAGAACGAGUUUUAUUCUUGUUUUAUUGGACCAUUUUGAUGCAAAUAAAUGCAAAUUCUUGUAA